AUGGCAGAAUCAUCCUCCAAGAAAGAUACAACAGAGUCAAAACAGCAGCCGCCGUUAGAAACCGAGAGCUUUUUAUACUCGCCACUUCCAAAUUAUAUAAAGAAAUCGGAUAUACACAAAGAUAAUGAUAUCCAUCAAGCGACAUCAUCAUUACUCUCUUCCAACAAUAAAGACUUUAUAAAGACCUUCGUUACUGAUGCAGUAGCUUCAAGGGCAAAAGACCCUGAACAAAUAUACUCUGAGAAAAUCAAGGACAAAUCGCUGCUGCUCGACAAUCCGCCGAAAGCAUCACGUGAGACACGAGAAAAACGAAAAUUGAAGCGACGCGCAAUCAUCAAAGGGAAAUCAAUGACUGCCAAAGAAAAACGGCAAUUGAAAAUCUACGAGCUGCCAAAAGAGGCGUGUAAGUAUGAGUAUUUCGAACAAUUGAAUGCGCUUUGGAUGGGGUACAUGGAAGAGUUGUGGGGGCCGCCGGGAUCUAAGGAAAGUACGCUCGCGCCAAAGCUCCUCAAGGCAGAUUUUCAUGGGGCGAUACUUACUGUGACCAAAUCAAAAUGUCCCUCUUAUAUUGGCAUUUCUGGUAUUUGUAUCCAAGAGACCGAGAACACAUUCAAAUUGAUUACGCGGAAAAAUAUUUGCAAAAGGAUCCCUAAAGCCAAAUCCAUAUUCACAUUCGAACUACGCGGCGCUCAAUUCCUAAUUCACGGCGAUCAGUUCGCGUAUCGAGCAUCAGCACGCGCGAACAAAAAGUUCAAGGGUAAGCCGACAGUUGAUAUCAAAUAA
Molecule: messenger RNA, 783 nt
Organism: Ambispora gerdemannii
Lineage: Eukaryota; Fungi; Glomeromycota; Glomeromycetes; Archaeosporales; Ambisporaceae
Source: the annotation of a GenBank genome assembly